AUGAUUGUCAUCAAACAAACCAAAUCAGUGCUAAACAAAGUGCUCCCAGAUGCUGUGAACCCAUUGCUGGGGACUGAUACAACUACCAAUUCCAACCCCAAUGUAGUAUCGCGAAGCAGAGCAUACCUGUCUUCUAAUCAUACGAAUGAUCUACACCGCAAUGGUAGUUUAGGACGCAAGAACAGCAUAUCCAAACUGAAAAGUCAUAGUAAUCAUCAUCAACAGCAUCACCCUCUUCGCCAGGAAGCUAAUGCUAUUGUCAACAAAGCCAAGGUUACAGAUCAAGAAACCAAGUCUCGGGAAAAGGAUGAAGUGAUACUACACUCGAAAAACAGCAGCUUCAGACAGCAAGAGCUAAACUCAUUUGAAUGGCUAUUGAUAUGUAUCAUAAUAUUGCUACUUUUCAUUAUGUACAUGGUUACUUGA
Molecule: messenger RNA, 426 nt
Organism: Lodderomyces orthopsilosis Co 90-125
Lineage: Eukaryota; Fungi; Ascomycota; Pichiomycetes; Serinales; Debaryomycetaceae
Exons: 1
Coding region: 1-426 (141 amino acids)
Source: RefSeq, a predicted model, not a curated record